AUGCCAAUAAGAGGACAGUUUGAAAACAAUUCUUCACAUGAAGAGUUUACUCUUUUGGGACUAGUGACAACACCAGUUUUGCAGAAGCUGCUUUUCAUAUUGCUUUCUGUCAUCUAUAUAAUGACGCUUAUUGACAAUGUCAUGGUCAUUGUCAUAAUCCAACUGGACUCUCAUCUUCACACACCCAUGUAUUUCUUUCUUCUUCAUUUGGCAUUGACAGAUAUCUUAUAUACUAUAGCUGUGUCCCCAAACACUUUGAGAAAUCUUUUAGUUGAGAACAAGUCAAUCUCAUUUGCUGGCUGCUUAAUGCAAAUGCUUAUAUUUAUUAGUUUGGGUGGUACUGAGUGCACCCUCCUUGGCAUAAUGGCUUAUGACAGAUAUGUUGCAAUAUGCCACCCUCUACUAUAUAAUACAAUAAUGAAUCAGAAAGUGUGUAUCUACUUGGCAAUGACCUGCUGGGCUAUUGGUCUGCUUAAUUCAUUAGUGCACACAAUUCUUACAUCAAGGUUAACAUUCUGCAGAGACCAUUAUAUACAGCAUUAUUUCUGUGAAAUAUCCUUUAUCUUGAAACUCUCCUGUGGGGAAACUCAUGUGAAUGAAAUCAUGAUAUUUAUUUUAGGGGGAGGUAUUAUAGUGAAUUCUCUCAUCUUAACAUUCGUAUCAUAUGCCUUUGUAAUUGCUACAGUCAUUAGGAUCCCUGGGAAAACAGCAAAAUACAAAACAUUCUCCACCUGCACCUCACAUAUAACUGUGGUCAGCAUAUACUUUGGGACUGUGGCCUUCAUCUACUUACGACCUGUAUCACAGUCUUCUUCUGAUAUAGAUCGAGUUACCUCUUUGGUUUAUGGUCUGCUAACACCAUUUUUAAAUCCUAUUAUAUAUACUUUAAGAAAUCAAGAAUUUUAUAGAGCUUUUCAGAACUUGCGGGGCGUUUAUUGUCUCAGUCUCAGAACCAAAUGA
Messenger RNA from Bombina bombina (fire-bellied toad), 960 nucleotides. RefSeq names its product olfactory receptor 1019-like. Gene Ontology annotation, molecular function: olfactory receptor activity; G protein-coupled receptor activity. Gene Ontology annotation, biological process: G protein-coupled receptor signaling pathway. The transcript has a single exon. Bases 1 to 960 code for a protein of 319 amino acids. Gene Ontology annotation, cellular component: membrane. Lineage: Eukaryota; Metazoa; Chordata; Amphibia; Anura; Bombinatoridae. The record is from RefSeq and is a predicted model, not a curated record.